GUUGAGCUGACUGGGAAUAGCAUUUUUGAGUACAUACACCCUGGGGACCAUGAUGAGAUGUACACAGUGCUGAAUCCGCAGCCAUCACCUCCACCGCCAUCACCCAUGCAUCACCCACAGUUGCAUAUGUUGCAAGACUAUGAGCUGGAGAGGUCGUUCUUCAUUCGCAUGAAAUGUGUUCUCGCCAAACGGAAUGCCGGCCUCACUUCCGGUGGUUACAAGACUUCUUUUGACUAUGAGCUGGAGAGGUCGUUCUUCAUUCGCAUGAAAUGUGUUCUCGCCAAACGGAAUGCCGGCCUCACUUCCGGUGGUUACAAGGUGAUACACUGUAGCGGGUACCUGAAAAUGAAGCAAUACUCUUUGGACAUGUCCCCCCUGGACGGGACUUGUUACAAGAAUGUCGGGCUCGUGGCUGUGGGUCAUUCCUUGCCCAGUUCCGCAGUCACAGAAAUCAAGAUGAACUCCAACAUGUUCAUGUUUCGUGCUAGUCUCGACCUCAAGCUCAUCUUCCUUGAUCAGAGGGUUGCUGAUCUCACAGGUUUCGAGCCACAGGAUUUGAUAGAAAAGACUCUGUAUCACUACAUCCACUCAUCCGACAUCAUGUUCAUGUAUUAUUCUCAUCGCACGUUAUGUGUCAUGUUGUCCUUGUGCUCGACAGUGUUGUACAAGGGUCAGGUGACUACCAAGUACUACAGAUUCAUGACCAAAGAUGGCGGCUGGGUGUGGAUGCAAAGUUACGCUACCAUUGUGCACAAUUCGAGAUCUUCUCGGCCUCAUUGCAUCGUCUCUGUCAACUAUGUUCUGACGACUUUUUGUCUAACAGACUAG
Molecule: messenger RNA, 828 nt
Organism: Notodromas monacha
Lineage: Eukaryota; Metazoa; Arthropoda; Ostracoda; Podocopida; Cyprididae
Source: the annotation of a GenBank genome assembly